Aspergillus vadensis CBS 113365 is the source of this 693-nucleotide messenger RNA. Its product is annotated as heterochromatin protein. The transcript has 7 exons. Gene Ontology annotation, cellular component: nucleus; pericentric heterochromatin. The record is from RefSeq and is a predicted model, not a curated record. The coding region runs from base 1 to 693 and encodes 230 amino acids. Gene Ontology annotation, biological process: negative regulation of transcription by RNA polymerase II; chromatin organization. NCBI's taxonomy places the organism in Eukaryota, Fungi, Ascomycota, Eurotiomycetes, Eurotiales, Aspergillaceae. Gene Ontology annotation, molecular function: chromatin binding.
AUGCCCCCGCCGGUUCCUGACAUUUCCGAUGACGAAUCGUCGAGUGGCGAGUCGAUUCCCUAUAACGAUGCUCGGUCAACAAAAAAUGCCUCUAAGGAUGACGAUGAGGACGAGGACGAGGAUGAGGAAGAAGAGGAUGUGUACGCUGUUGACAAUAUUAUGAGCCAUGAAUGGACUAAGAAGGGCGACCUCCUUCUUCAAGUCAAGUGGCAGGGCUACGAUGACCCCGCUGACAUGACAUGGGAGCCAGAAGAGAAUCUGCUAGAAGGCGCGAAGGAUAUAGUCGAGGAGUACUUUCGAGUCCUGGGGGGCCGUCCUGAAAAGCCACAACCGCAGACAAAGAAGCGCAAGUCGAUGGGAAGACCUCCAAAAUCCGCCCCUGAGAAAACCCCCGAGCCCAAGAGACGCCGCAAGUCACGGGCUGAAACAACAACAGAGUCACCAGAAAAAGAGCAGGCCGAUGAAGCUGAAAGCGACGAAACAUCCACGUGGGUUCCUUCAUCUCGCAACUGGGAGAAAGAGGUCGACACCGUGGAAACAAUCAUACGGCAACCGGGAACGUCAAAUCUGCUUGCGUUUAUCAGUUGGAAGAAUGGUAGAAAAUCAAAGGUCAACAUAGAGAUGUGCUACGACAAGUGCCCGAAGAAGAUGCUUCAAUUCUAUGAAUCACAUCUGGUCUUCAAGGAGGGCUGA